Molecule: messenger RNA, 1725 nt
Organism: Adineta steineri
Lineage: Eukaryota; Metazoa; Rotifera; Eurotatoria; Adinetida; Adinetidae
Source: the annotation of a GenBank genome assembly
AUGAGCGCCGCUCAACGACAAGAAAAAGAUGAAAUAGAUGCGGAAUGUAAAUUUAUUGAUCUUGUUCAUUAUUGUCGAGAUAACCGUAUUCAUUUUGUUGAUGAUAGUUUUAUACCAUCCACUUGUUCAAUAAAUAGCGAUUCAACAAAUCCAUCUACUUAUGAAUGGUUACGAAUUCGUGACAUAUCCUCAUCUCAAAAUGACUCAGAAAUACCAUGGACAGUCAUGUCGAAUCCACACCCGAAUGACAUCGAACAAGGUGCAUUGGGUAAUUGUUGGUUUAUGGCAGCAUUAUCACUCAUUACAGAACGACCGCGCAUGUUGUCUCACAUUUUGCUAACAUCGACUGUGAAUGAAGAGGGCAUUUAUUUAGUACGCAUAUGUCACAAUGGUUGGUGGAAAAUAGUCAUACUCGAUGAUUGUUUUCCUUGUACGGCAAGCAAACAACUUGUAUAUGCAAAGGCUAGACGUCGACAAUUGUUUGUUCCUUUAGUUGAAAAAGCAUGUGCAAAAGUUUGGGGUUCUUAUGCCAGUGUGAUUGGUGGUUUUAUGACUGAAUCAUUGCAACUUUUAACAGGAGCACCUUCCGAACAGAUUGCAAUACAAACAUCAACCGAUGAUGAUGACGAUAACUUUGAUUUACUCUGGACAAAAAUUAUAUCAGCAUGCACAGCCAAUCUUCUAAUGGGUGCAGACACACCAAAUACGAAUGUACCAGAUGAAGAAUAUACUCGUAUUCAUUUAGCCAAAAAUCAUGUAUUUUCAGUUCUUGCAUAUUAUGUUUCGUCGCAGACAGAACGAUUUCUUUUUAUCAGAAAUCCUCAUGGUAGUUCGAAAUAUACAGAUGAUUCAAUAUCAACCAAAAUACGUGAAGAACUUCACUCUACUAAACAAGCUGAAGCAGCAAAUGGUACCUUUUGGAUGUCCUGGAUAGCAUUUCAAAAAUACUUCGGUCGGUUAACCAUAUGCGCAUAUCGUGAUGAUCUUUUCGAUGUGCGAUUUGAAGGUGAAUUUACUCGACAUGCUGCUCAAACAAUACAAUCGUAUUAUUUUCGUUUGGAAAGAUCGUCAACGAUAACAGUGGGUCUUUUUCAUCAGCAUUCAAAUCGACAACAACACAACAUUCACCAUACACAAGCGUUUGUACUCUGUGAUAUUGCUAAUAAUCAAAUUGGACAACAACGAACUUUUCUAUGCGGUAUUAGGUCGAAGUAUAACGAAUGGACAGAGACAUUAUCAGCAGGUGCAUACAUACUUAUUCCAUUUUCCACUUCUUAUUGGCAUCAAGAAAGAAAACAGGAUGAUGAAAUCAAAUAUACAUUAGUCAUUCAUUCAUUAAUUCAAUUGGAUGUAAUGGCUACUGAAGAUUUAGGCAAAGUAUUAGCGGAUUGUCUCAUUGCUUAUGCCAUGCAACAUCAUAAAAAUGCUUUACGUUUUAUCGUUGGUGAAAAUAUGUCGACGACUGGCACAUUUAAUGUUACUAUUAAUACAUCAACUUCAUUGAAUAUUCGACAUUCUCGCAAUUCAAUGAUCACUUUCGAUUCAAUUCCGACACAACAUCGUCAACUUCACUGUCUAUGCGAAUAUAUUUCUGUAGAAAAUCAAUCAGCGAAAGUUAAAUAUACAUGGUCAUAUACACAUACCAAUGCUGAACAACGAACAUCAGAACCUACAAUUAACAGAGCCGAUGAUAUACAUGCUCCGCGACCUAUUCUCUUACAAUAA